Suillus fuscotomentosus is the source of this 186-nucleotide messenger RNA. RefSeq lists its product as uncharacterized. The transcript has a single exon. The record is from RefSeq and is a predicted model, not a curated record. Lineage: Eukaryota; Fungi; Basidiomycota; Agaricomycetes; Boletales; Suillaceae. Gene Ontology annotation, molecular function: GTP binding. The annotation marks the transcript as partial.
CGAAACGUCGUUAUCUUUGGAGAAACAGGAGCGGGCAAAAGCUCUGUCAUUAACCUGUUAGCUGGCCAAGCGAUUGCACACAUAUCGCCCGACUCUCACCGCUGUACUCUGCAUUGGACGGAGUACCAAAUAACCUUCGAAGAUGGGUCUCGAUACAAGGUGUUUGAUACGGUCGGCCUCGAAGAA